Phragmites australis (common reed) is the source of this 1302-nucleotide messenger RNA. RefSeq lists its product as uncharacterized. The record is from RefSeq and is a predicted model, not a curated record. The coding region runs from base 226 to 1155 and encodes 309 amino acids. The transcript is spliced from 3 exons. NCBI's taxonomy places the organism in Eukaryota, Viridiplantae, Streptophyta, Magnoliopsida, Poales, Poaceae.
CCGCGGCCGAAAAGGGUUUUCCCAGACCCCAGCGUCGUUCCCCGCCGACCUCUUCGUCCGCCUGACGCCAAGCCGCCGCCCGCCGGACGCGUGCCCAAGGAAGCCGCUACCCGCCCGACACCGCCUAAGGAGGCCGGCGCUCGCCGCCAGAGGAACUCGCCGGACGCCUCCUGAACUCGACGAGGAACCUGGUUUGGGAAGCGGUGUCAGGGCCCUCUCCUAUCCAUGGCUCGCCGCCUCCUCGCCCGCCACUUCCUCCCGCACCUCCGCCUCCACGCGCGGUGCCCCGUGCUUCCUCCCCCGCGAGCUCCGGCCAUUACACGUUGCGGCGGCCUGUCAUCGCCUCCGAUUCGGGCGACUCAAGGGACAAGAUACUUUGCUGACGAUCGCUCACACUAUGACCUGUUUGGUAAAAGAAGGCCAGGGGAUGAAGAGUUCAGAAAAGCUUGGCAAGAGGAUGUUGAUGAGGAGGACUGUCUGUGGACAGGUAGUGAGGAUGAUGACGAGGAGGAAGAGAAUGAUACAAAAUUGGAGAGGGAAAUUAAGAAAGUGAAGAGGCAAGCCAAGGAAAAUGCAAAUCUCAUUGAUGCUGAUGACAGUGACGAGUUAAGAAGUAUAUGCCCUGAGAGUGAUGAAGAUGAUAUGACUCUCUGGAGUGGCAGUGAAGAUGACGAUGAUGAUGAUGUUCCUACAGAGGCACAUCCCAGUGAACGCAGUGAUUCGUAUAUUGAUAAGGUGUUUGAAUUUGAUGAGACACCAAAAUAUCAUACAAUCUCAGAGCUGUUGAAAGCUGAGAAGGAACCACCAGAGCUAUCUCCAGGAAAGCAAGCAAGAAAACUUGCUGUAGAAAAUGCUCUUAAGAAGUUGAAAAAAGGACCUGAUGGACGCUACAUUAAUGUAUUUGAUGUUGUCACUGAUAUAGAUAUCCUGAUUGGUGCAUUUGAGAACAUUGUUUCAGGGCCAGAAUAUGCAGAGCUGCGGGAGGGUGGACCAAAAAAGCUCAAUAUACAGUUCUUUAAGGAUAUACAAUCACGCAUGAGGGACCCAAAUUUCAAAUUUUCUCCAGAGUUGAAGCUAAAGCCAAAGAGUAAGUUAGUGUCUAGGAAAAAAUGGCAGAAAGCAAAAGCGAGGAAGAGGAAAAAUGACAGACGUUGAACUGAGAUAAUAUAAUGUAUUAAUCUUCUAGAUUCCUCUCGUCAGAAUGCUCUCUUCGGAGUUCUGGUGGUAGACAAGCUUAUCUGAAAUGUUUUUUCUUGGUAUGAUGACACAAGCACUUUAAGAAAAGCAUCUAUGUUCAUAUCA